AUGUCAUCGCUCCAGGAUGUCCCAGGACGUGGCCAGCUCUGGGCACGGAGAUCGGGGUGCUCCCGCCCGGUUCCUCCAGCUCCCGCCGUCCCAGGAGCGGGCUUCACCUCUGAACAGAUCGAGCACCUGCACCGGCGAUUCAAGCAGCUGAGCCGGGACCAGCUGACAAUCCGCAAGGAGAAUUUUGACAGCAUCCCCGAUCUGGAAUUCAACCCAAUUAGGGGGAAAAUCGUCCAUGCCUUUUUCGACAAGCGGAACCUGCGGCAGGAGUCAGAUGGGCUGGCGGAUGAGAUAAACUUUGAAGACUUCCUGACCAUCAUGUCCUACUUCAGACCCAUCGAGAUGAACAUGGACGAGGAGCAGCUCGAUCGCUUCCGGAAAGAGAAACUCAAAUUCCUCUUCCACAUGUACGACUCGGACCAUGACGGGAAGAUCACGCUGCAGGAGUACAGAAAUGUGGUGGAGGAGCUGCUGUCGGGGAACCCCCACCUGGAGAAGGAGUCGGCGCGGUCCAUCGCCGACGGGGCCAUGAUGGAGGCAGCCAGCAUCUGUGUGGGACAAAUGGGGCCGGACCAGGUGUAUGAGGGCAUCACCUUCGAAGACUUCCUUAAGAUGUGGCAGGGGAUUGACAUUGAAACCAAGAUGCAUGUCCGCUUCCUCAACAUGGAGACCAUCGCACACUGCUACUGACCUCUGACUCCCAGGAGGGAGCCAGAGGAGGAGGA
Molecule: messenger RNA, 725 nt
Organism: Aptenodytes forsteri (emperor penguin)
Lineage: Eukaryota; Metazoa; Chordata; Aves; Sphenisciformes; Spheniscidae
Gene: TESC
Product: tescalcin
Exons: 8
Coding region: 1-690 (229 amino acids)
Molecular function (GO): calcium ion binding
Source: RefSeq, a predicted model, not a curated record